AUGGCUCCGCAAAAACAGCCCGAACGCCUCAAGCACGUCGCCGAGAAGGCGACGUCCAACAACCCCUCGCAGCUCGGCGACCCCGUCUCCCUCAAGGCCGAGGUCUCGCCCCUGUCGCCGACGGAAGACGACCUCGGCGCCGCCUCCUCCCCCUCCCCCAAGAAGUCGUCGUCGUCGUCGUCGAAGCAGGGUGCGGGCGGCGCCGCGGGGGCCAGAAACUCGGACGGCUCGCCCGUGGCGGGGCCCGAGAAGAAGCGGCUGAAGCAGGUCGCCGAGGAGAACAUGGAAGCCGGGAACCCGACGCAGCUUGGGGACCCGGUGAGCCUCAAGGCGGAGACGAGCGAGACGGAGCCCGGGGGCAGGGCGGACGGGCAGAGGAGGGAGAAGUCGAAGCUCUGA
Colletotrichum higginsianum IMI 349063 is the source of this 399-nucleotide messenger RNA. RefSeq lists its product as uncharacterized. The coding region runs from base 1 to 399 and encodes 132 amino acids. Lineage: Eukaryota; Fungi; Ascomycota; Sordariomycetes; Glomerellales; Glomerellaceae. The transcript has 2 exons. The record is from RefSeq and is a predicted model, not a curated record.